Molecule: messenger RNA, 1037 nt
Organism: Calliphora vicina (urban bluebottle blowfly)
Lineage: Eukaryota; Metazoa; Arthropoda; Insecta; Diptera; Calliphoridae
Gene: mRpL4
Product: mitochondrial ribosomal protein L4
Exons: 2
Coding region: 75-971 (298 amino acids)
Biological process (GO): translation
Cellular component (GO): ribosome
Molecular function (GO): structural constituent of ribosome
Source: RefSeq, a predicted model, not a curated record
UAUUAUUCUUUAAUCGAGCACCCGCACGCGAUUUUUGUGUAUUUUUUCUAAAAGUACGAAUUAAAUACACUAAAAUGUUAAAUUUAUUAAAUAAAACCGGCCUAAGGCUGCUUCCUUCUGUGCGAUCAAUAACGUUAACGGCAUCAGCUAGAACAGGCACUGAGCAGAUGAUUAAAGAAGAACCAACAAAGCCAGUAGCUAAAUCUAACUCCCCGGCAUUAAUUUUGCCACAAAGCUAUGAGCAGUAUUCUCCGCUGAAUCUUAAAGAUUGCAGACAAGCCUGGAUAGAGAAUUUGGAUAGUGUGGCUGAAGAAAAAUUAGGUUUAAUUGAAUUACACCCGGAUAUAUUUGCCACACAACCCAGAGUGGAUGUGAUACAGGAGAAUAUUGAGUGGCAGCGUAAAUAUCGUUAUGUAAGUUUUGCCUCCACCAAAUCUAGAGCAGAAGUACGUGGUGGCGGCCGUAAGCCUUGGCCCCAGAAAGGUGGCGGUAGAGCUAGACAUGGUUCUCUAAGAUCACCACUUUUAAAGGGCGGUGGCAUUUCACAUGGUCCCCGCUCACCUACUACCCACUUCUAUAUGUUGCCAUUUUUCAAACGAGUAUUGGGUUUAACAUCUACUUUAAGUGUUAAACUGGCUCAAGAUGAUUUACAUAUUGUCAAAGAUGUUGAAAUACCAAGUACGGAUCCUGAAUUUAUUCUCGAUUUAAUAAAGGAAAGAAAUUGGGGUCCAUCGGUAUUGAUAGUUGACAAGAAUGAUAUCUUUCCCGAAAACAUUUGUUACGCUACGGAUCAAUUGGGAUUCGUCAACAUAAUGCCGGCUUAUGGCUUAAACUGCUAUUCCAUGUUAAAACAUGACACUUUGGUGUUGACUGUAGAUGCCGUUAAACAUAUUGAAGAACGUUUGUUGUACCAACUCCAUCGCACGGAUGGACAUGCCAAGGAAAAGAAAUUCAAAUUAGAUCAAGUUUAGAUUUCGUGUGUAUAUUUUUUUUUUAUUUGGAAUUGUUUUUAUUCGAAUAAAAAAUUAAAAAUAUGA